GGCGGGACCUGGGGGCGAGGCCAAGAAGAGAGACGGACCGGAACUAGAAACGUCAUUUCCGUCUGCGCAGUUACCCAGGGCAGAAGCCGAGCCCCGAAGCCGAGCCCAGGCCAGCGGCGAUUGGCAGGAAUUUAAAUGUCUUUGGUACAAGAAGAGGAAUUUGAAUUUGCAAAGAGGGAUAAAGCUGCCAGAGUCAUUCAGAAGGCCUGGAGAAGGUUUCUCAAUAUCGCUAUUUUCCAAUACUUUAAAAGUCUGAUUGAUAUAAGAAGACAAGGAGAACCACGUCACAUAAUAAGAUGUAUUAAUCCUAAAGAGGCAGAGCUUCUAGAUGCUGCAGCUGGCAUUCAUAUACGGUUCAGAUUUGGUGGUGCUAAAUUUCCACCUGAGAUAUACUAUAAAAUUUUUACUGAAAGACACAUUGAAGAUCUGUGUGCUAAUAGCCCUAGAGAUUACACAAAACUUUCAGCAAAAUAUGCAUCUCAUAUUAGAAGUGAUAAUCUUCAGAAACAGGAUUGUAGAGGCUGGUAUCGUCGUAUAGAGAACAAUGGCUGGAGGCUUGUUUCUGAUAGAUUUUGGGUGUCUACUGAAAAUGCAAUUGGAGACAAAAAGGAAACCAAAUUUCAUUUCUCUAAACUGAAAAGAAGACAAGAUAUAGAAAAAAAGAGAAAAAUUAGAAAAAUAGAAUGGAUGAGGCAAAUGUACUAUAAAGGACACCUGGAGGCUAAGUCAACAAAUCUAAAAACUCUAGGUUUAAUUCACAGAGCAUCAAAGGGGCUAAUAAAAUCUAUUGAAGAUGGUGGAAUAGAUUCUGUGAUGGAAUGGGAAGUGGAUGAAGUGCUGAACUGGACAAAUACACUGAACUUUGAUGAGUAUGUUGCCAGCUGGAAGGAAAUUGCUACAAGCGACUCUUCAGUUAACUUCAAAAGUUUCAGGUUUCAACAAGAACAGAAAUAUAUAUAUGACUAUGCAGCGAUAUCAGAGGGCAUGGGAACAUCAGAUAAUACUUCAUAUGGAAAUACUUAAGAAGAAUCAAAUUUUACUAGCCUAACAUCUAAUUCCCCUUAUGGAACAUAAAUAUAAAGUACUCUUUUCUUUUUUGAGCUAUAGCCCUUCAAACCCUGAUUACAUUCGCUAUACUUAAGAGAUAAGUUAUUCUGACUAGAAUGACAUAUAUUCUUGGCACAGAAUCUACCCAAUUAAGGAAGAUUAAAAAGAAAUAGAACAUU
This is a messenger RNA of Myotis brandtii (Brandt's bat), 1226 nucleotides long. It is a transcript of the gene CUNH11orf65, whose product is annotated as chromosome unknown open reading frame, human C11orf65. The transcript is spliced from 9 exons. The record is from RefSeq and is a predicted model, not a curated record. Lineage: Eukaryota; Metazoa; Chordata; Mammalia; Chiroptera; Vespertilionidae. The coding region runs from base 136 to 1023 and encodes 295 amino acids.